GAAGCAUUUUUCAAUGCUGUCCGGAGUUACUAUGAGGCAGAGAGAGAUGAAUCUACUCCAGAUUGGCACUCAGAGAAACAGCACUGUAUCGACCUGGCUGGUGAAAUUUACUCUUCUUUGGCUGCUUAGUCGGAACUGCUGCAGAGCCAGCGCUGUUUGGACCGCUUACAUGAACAUAUCAUUUCAUGUUGGGAAUCGCAUGCUGUCAGAGUUGGGGGAAACUGGAGUAUUUGGAAGAAGCUCCACUCUGAAGAGAGUGUCCGGAGUUAUUGUGCCACCAGAUGGAAAAUCGCAAUAUGCCUGCAAUCCCAGUACCAGCUUCAGCAGAUCGGAGAACUCAAAGGUGUGGCUCGCACUUGUUGAACGGGGAGGUUGUCCCUUCACACAGAAAAUUAAGGUGGCCGUUGAGAAGGGAGCCAGCGGAGUGAUCGUCUACAACUUCCCAGGAACCGGCAACCAGGUUUUCCCCAUGUCUCAUCAGACCUUUGAAGACGUUGUGGUCCUGAUGAUUGGUAACUUAAAAGGCAUGGAGAUUCUGCACUUGAUUCGGAAGGGAGUUCACGUUACAGUCAUGGUGGAGAUGGGGAGGAAACACCUCAUCUGGAUGAAUCACUAUUUUGUCUCUUUUUUGAUUGUCACCACCGCUACGUUUACGUACUUCGUCUUUUAUCAUAUUCGAAGACUUUGGGUAGCCAGGGUUCAGAGCAGGAGAUGGCUGCGCUUAGCAACAGAUCUCAAGCUAGCAUUUGGCCAGCUUCAGCUCCGGGUACUGAAAGAAGGGGAUGAGGAAGUAAGUCCCAACGGAGAUAGCUGUGUAGUUUGCUUCGAGCUCUACAAGCCUAACGACACAAUUCGUAUUCUGACUUGCAAACAUUUUUUCCACAAGAAUUGCAUCGACCCCUGGAUUCUGUCACAUGGAACGUGCCCCAUGUGCAAGUGUGACAUUCUUAAUGCUUUGGGAAUCCGAGUGGAUGUUGAAGACGGAACACAGUCACUGCAAGUUCUGAUGUCAAAUGAAUGGCCUGGUAUUUUAUCACCUAGUGAAGAGGGGACCGCUAGUGAACUUCCUCCUGCAAGGCAGCCAGAUAAAGCGACCCACGUGGGAGAGGCGGCGGAGCGCCCUCCUUCCCCGAGUGACAGCCAGCCCAACUCGGCAGAAGACGUUCAUCCUUCACCUUGAUAGCAUGACCUUUGAGGAAGCGGAUUAAACCUGUUUGUCAAACCAGGUUCUAAUACUGACAAGCAGUUUGCUUGAAGUGUGGUUUUGUGUCCUUUUUUGUUGCUUUGGUAAUUUUCUACAUUCUUUGU
Molecule: messenger RNA, 1308 nt
Organism: Myotis brandtii (Brandt's bat)
Lineage: Eukaryota; Metazoa; Chordata; Mammalia; Chiroptera; Vespertilionidae
Gene: RNF133
Product: ring finger protein 133
Exons: 2
Coding region: 14-1180 (388 amino acids)
Source: RefSeq, a predicted model, not a curated record